Messenger RNA from Cryptotermes secundus, 1481 nucleotides. RefSeq lists its product as uncharacterized. The transcript has 4 exons. Gene Ontology annotation, biological process: regulation of tube size, open tracheal system; septate junction assembly. Gene Ontology annotation, cellular component: membrane; septate junction. The record is from RefSeq and is a predicted model, not a curated record. Bases 68 to 733 code for a protein of 221 amino acids. NCBI's taxonomy places the organism in Eukaryota, Metazoa, Arthropoda, Insecta, Blattodea, Kalotermitidae.
UUGAAGUGCAAUCAAGUUUCGUUAAAGUUGUGAACGGUUGUAAAUACAAUUGGAAGAAUAGAGCAGUAUGGGGAGAAAAUCGAGGACGGGUCUUGUGGCUACAGCAGUUGCAGCUUUGGCAUUUUUGUUUAUUUUUAUUGCUUUCGUCUCCCCAUAUUGGCUUGAAACGGAUGGAAAAUUAAAAGAUCCUAAGUUUCUAAACAUAGGUCUGUGGCAGGUUUGUUUCCAAGGUUUUGUUGAUCCUCAUCACUGGUAUGAGACAGAGUUUUAUGGCUGUUGGUGGGUAUUUGAAGAGGAAUAUUACAUUAUCCAUGACAUCUUGCUACCAGGUUUCUUUGUGGCAACACAGUUUUUUUUCACCCUGUGCUUCACACUUUUACUGAUAGCCAGUUUUCUGGUGGCAUUGUACCUGUGCUGCAGUAGAGAACAUGAGCGGUUUGUGUUGCUUCUACUUGUUAUAGGAUCUGACCUCACAAUAGCAGCUGUGUCAGGAACAAUUGCAGUCAUUAUUUUUGGUGCUUGUGGGGAUGGUCGAGACUGGAUGCCUAACUGGGAACACAAUAACAUAUCCUGGUCUUAUGGACUAGCUGUUUUUGGAGUUCUGUUUCUUUACAUCAGUGGGAUCUUGUACCUAGUAGAAGGGCGCGUUCACCAUAAGAAGCGUCAAAGGGCACAGGAGACCACUCAUUCAGCUUAUCAUAUGGAACAAAGGAAGGCUCACACAACGAUUUGAAUGGUAGCUAGAAUUUUGAGGAAGUGAUUUUAUGCUAGGGUUUGUCAACCUUGGUAGCGAUAUAGACCACACAAUCUUUGAGGAAUUUCCUAAUUUCUACUUGUAUACUGAUGUUUUUAAGAUACAGUCUUGAAAACAAAAUAAGCAUAUAUUUCAAUUCAAUCACUUUCACCAAACAAGCGUAACAUGGGAGUACUGAAAUAUCUGUAUAUGAUCAUAAUUAUUAUGUGCAUUGACUGACUGCUUGAAAUUUGAGAGUUCUAAUGAAUCACAAAAUUUCUCAUGUCUUUUAUUUUAGUGUGGUUUUAGUAAUUGUUUUGGGGUCCUCUUUAAAUUAUUAAGAACCUCAAAAUAGCCAUAAAGGUUUCUCAUGUUUUUUUAUCUUGCAUGUUAUGUUUUUGGUUGAUUUUGAAUCUUGUGUGACGCCAGUGGGUCGCUGGUUGAGACACACUUGAUUUACAUUGUAUGAACAUAAGCUGUGCAGUCCAGCUGCAGUGAAUGUAUGUGUAUGUUGCCAGUUUGGGUUAAGAUACAUUCCUGUAUUUCCUAGCUUCACUGAUGUGAAACCCUGACAGUUAUUGCAUCUUCUGUUACAAUUAACGGAUGGAUGGUACUGAAAAUAGAUACUAAGGCACAUAUAUCACGUUGCAUAUUGAAAAUUCAUUGUACGAGGGUAAUUCCAAAAGUAAGGUCUCCUAUGUUUGAAAAUAUAAAAUAAACAUUUGUUUUCAAUUUUGGAUACAUCAGU